AUGGUGAUCCUCUCCGCCAGAUCUUCCAGUCGUUUUGAGUCGCAGUGCGACGCACUGCAGAAAACGUUCUUCACUGUUGACCAGAAGAAGAGGAAGAAGAAAAAGAAGAAGAAGAUGAUGAUGAUGAUGAUGAAGAAAGAGGAGGAGGAGGAGGAGGAGGAGGAGGAGGAGGAGGACGAGAGGUCCCCGAGAAGUAACAGAUUUUUAGUCAGGUAAUUCGAAAGCAAAUGGGUUUUUGACAAUAAAAGAGACGAUGCGAGUUCCAGAAAGUUGUCGCGGGAAAGGAGACAAGAUAGCUGGGACAAGAUAUUGAUUAACCUGUGUUUCGGAUUCUCACUCGAAUCAAUCAUCAGAGCUAGAGUCAGAUAAUAAUAGUGAAUUGCCCAGGUGUUGCAAUAUUAAUUGGAUGCAGUUGCUAGGCCGCAACAUUCCUAUCACGGUUAGCAGCUACCCAGGGCGUUACUGUUCGACUGGCGAGGUGUUGAAGUAUGCAGCUGCCAUGCAGUUGCUACGCUCCCAUGUGACGGUCAAGGUUAUCGGCUCCCACGCUCAUCGCAGGCAGUCGAGUUGAUGACUGACAGAUUUCGUCAUCUGUGUGGACUCUUAGUCAAUUUGGCUCGUCAACAUUGAUAUCAGGAACAGUGGUCAUCCGAACGUUCUCCACGCGGCUAACUACUUACCCAAGAAGAAGUUCCAGCACCGGAUGUGGAAAGGGGGGUCGCUGCGCUUGUUUGUUGAUUGAGGAGUGGAAAACCAUGACUCGAGCAGUUCGCGGCUCACGCGAUUGUCGUCUCUAGCGAUAAUGCCUGCUUUGUCAAACUUAGGUGUGUGGUUGGGUCCCGUUGAAUGAGCUGCGAGUUAGGAGUUGGUGUCCUUCCUCCUCACUGCUGCCGCGUGCUCGGCCAUACCCGUCCGCAGUAGUCUUCUGGUUUUUCCGACAUAGUUGAUUGCCCACAGCUGCGUCAGACAUGGUAAACGACUCCAGAUGUUUCUUGCCGUGGCAAUGGGUCUUUCGACCCUUAAGUUCUGGCGCCUUAUGGUUGCCUCCGAUCUGCGUGCAAUUAUAAUUCCAAUUUUAUCUUUGCCUCUGAUGAUGUAUUCGAAUGGAAAUCCGAAACGUCAGGCAAAAAAAAACAGUUGUUCCAGCGAUCGUGUCUCCUUCUCCGCAAAUAGGUUUUUAUCGUCUGAUGAUUGGCUAACAGUGCACUCCAGACGCACCAGGCCCAACAGAGAGACUACGGUCGAUAGGAUAGCGUAGCUCAGGACAGGCAGUAUACGUAGGGGUUGUGGGGGAGAGGGCGAAGCCACUGUAGUCGGUUGGGCAGCAGUGACAACCAAUACGAAUUCUGCGAUAUUUGUAUCAUGGAGAUCGACUACCCCUUUGUCAGACCAGGAAUCAUGGUGGAUAUGUCAAUUCAGGCACAGUCUCGUAUAUUAAAUUUGAUAAGCAAUCGGUUAUCGGGAUCAAAAACGCUGCUAAAUACUGUGAAGCGCAAUGUUAGUCGAUAAUUCCAUGAUGGAAGCCUACUUACUUCUGAAACACCGGGACAAUAAAAUUUCAGGUUCCGAGAUUUCUUCUUCCAACUUGUGCUUGUGUACACGUAUUAUUGCCUCUGUCGACACUUAGCUGUCGCCCGACCCACCUCUUGUCCAUUCUUCAUUCCUCACGCUGCUACAGACAACCAUGAAAUGAUCAGGACUCAGUCGAACAGAUGGGCUUAGCACUUUGCAUACAUUUUCCGUUAAAUUGUUUCGGGCUGUUUCAUUUUACCAUUGGUUGUUUCCAAUUUGUACCCUGUAGUCUGACAGGCGUGAUGACAUUUCCCUGGUUUAUAGACAAUCAAAGUGUAUUAUUUGGUCACCAAACGGAUUUCCAUUUGAUAAGAAUGUUCUUGUACCGUUCUCUUGGCUAAGGUCGUACACGAAGAACGAUACAACGUUCGGCGCUGUUAGCACUUUCUAUUUAACCGUUAAGAGUAGCCAUAGAAGUUAAAUAUCACGUGGUGUGUUUUGCCUCUCCAAAACGCGUCAAGAAAAAUAACGUUGGUAUGUGGCCUGCGGGUCCCUUGAGAGAUUAUGGUGUAGUUUUGUUUAAUGAGUAACAAUCGGGAGAGGGCGCCCAAAUGUCCGUUAGAAAUAAUACCUGACAUGCCUAUUUGAGUAGGUUAUGGCCCUGAAUAUUUGUUAUUUCAUUCGACCUCAAUUUUAUCUGAUCUGCAGUGAACAUGUUGCCCCACUUAGAUUAUCAUAGUCUCCAACAGUUGAGAUGCGACCGCUGCAGACCGAGCCAUGGUUAAUCAAUCUUGACCUAGGCUUACACGGCUGAAGAGUAUCAACUGUAGUGUGUUUGCGGCUAAAUCUACCCUUGCAUACCUUAGGAGAGUUGAGAAACGAUCGCUGUAGACCGAAAAUUGUUUUGCCAUCCUUCACAUAUGCUUGUCUAGGUCAUGAGCGACGACAUUAGUCCGUUUGCGGCUUACUUUAGAACAACAUAGCUAAGGAAAGUUGAGUACUGAUCGCUUUAGACAAAUCCUAUGUUUACCAACCUUAACAUUCGCUUCCACAGGUGAAGAGCGAGCGCAGUAUUCGAUAUGCGGCUUAAUCUAUGGUAGCAUACGUUCAUACACUGGCGAUACGAUCGUUGUGGGCCUGCCCUUUGGCUUAUCCAUUAUGGCCAUUUCUUCCUUAGGUGAGGAAUGUCCGCACUUGCAGGUAUGCGGCUCAAUCUAUGGCACCAUACCCUUUGGACAGUUGCAAAACGAUCGCCGUAAACCCACCCUACGUUAAACAACCCUAAUAUAAGCUUCCAUUGCUGAAAAGCGACCGCAGUAGUCCCUAUGCGGAUUAUUCUAUAGUAGCUUACCUACGGACAAUUACAAUACGAUCACCGUUGACGGAGCACUUGGAUUAUCAAUUUUUACCUUUAUUUCCAGAGGUCAGGAUCAACCGCAGGUGCCAGUGUGCGGCUCAGUCAAUGGCUGCAUAGCUUAAGACAGUUGCGAUAAGAUCCCUGCGUUGGCCAGCGGUAUUCUUUUGGGUGCCCUCUCCUGAUUGUUACCGUUUAAUGUUUAUCCGGAGGCAACCUGCGACUCGUAUAACGCUCGUUUUUGUUCUAACGAUUCGGAGUAUUUCGCCGAAUCAUUUCCACUUCAACUGACUAUGAAGAGUACUUAAGUUGUGCUGGCAUGACAGGACGGUCUGGGAAAGGACCGGAAUUAUUAACAUCCGCGUCAUGUAAAAACCGUUGCAAAUACAGUGAUGUGUCCACCUUGUGAGGAUGGAUGGCGAGACCCUACAAAAAAUGGCUCCUCAGUGACUGGCUUGUAAUGGGUGCUUGCUGAAAGAGGGGGCAAAAGCGAUGCUACAUGGAUAUCCUGAGAACCACCUUCAAGGAUAUGUAAAUAAACCUGGCGACACGGCACUUCGAACAGAAUCGGCAAAACUGGGAAAUUGCCGUGAAGAAUGUAUUACUAGUCUUUUAAGCCCACGGUGCAGUUAUUGUCAGGGCAUGAAUAGCGUCUCGUCAGUCUUAGGUGUCGCGAACCAACAAUUUUAGCAUCAAACUUGUUCUUGUCCACGCUGUUAAAGGACAUUUCGUGAGCUGGUAGGUUUCAUUGGAAAUUUCCGGACCCCGUGUGUUAUGAGCACGACAUCUCCUCUUCCCACCCCAGAAAACGCUUCCACCGUCGCCGUUACCACAACUCCCAAGACGUCGGUGGCGACAAUCGCAAACCCACCGCCAAUUAACACAGUCUCGAGGCCCCGCCAAACACCACCGCCACCCCACCAUCAUAACUGUGCCACCACUAUCCCAUCAUCACCACCACUACCUCCACCACCGCCACCAUUAUUACCAUCAUUUCCACCCACAUCGAUUCGUUAA
Molecule: messenger RNA, 3883 nt
Organism: Spirometra erinaceieuropaei
Lineage: Eukaryota; Metazoa; Platyhelminthes; Cestoda; Diphyllobothriidea; Diphyllobothriidae
Source: the annotation of a GenBank genome assembly